AUGCACCGCUUGAGUAGCCGGAAGCUGAAGACCAAGACAGGCUGCCUCACGUGUGUGGCGCGAAGGAAGAAAUGUGACGAGGCUCCCAGCAGAUGCGGCAACUGUACUCGACUCAAUAUCACCUGUGUAUGGCGAGAGCACACUCAGAGCGAUGGGCUCCGUGCUAUCACAUCCACGAACUUGAGAGCAAAAAGCGGACUAGUCUUGCACACAACUAUCACCAAUGGCUACCCUCCAUUUCGAAGCGAUCUUGAGAAGCAGCUUACCCUGGAAGCUCCCGAAGUGUUGUCUGCGCUAGUGUCGUGCAUGGCCAGUCCAGAUUUUCAAAAGGCAUCGUUACUCGGCACGUUCUCCACCGAAAGUCGGGUGGUUCGUCAUGCACUCGUGGCUUUUUCUGCACAUACCUCCGCCCCACGGAGCGAGCACUCCUACCGGCUGUCCUUGGGAAGCUACCAGGAUUGUAUCAUGGAGUUGAGGGCAUCUCUUCCCCGUGGUGUGCAAAGCGCUGCAGAACAGGACCAUGCGCUAGUAGCAGUGAUGUUCCUGGGAUUGCUCGAGGGGCUGCAAAUAGGAGAUUCUAGAAAUGCAGUGACGCAUUUUGACAUGUGUCAGAAGUUGCUGUCAGCCCGACUCUCUGACGAAGGAGUGCCGAAGGACCCAGCUCUUGUCAAGGUGUAUCGUCUUGCCGCAGAGUGCAUUAUGUACAACGUGGCAACGUUACUACCAUUCGAUACCCGCCUCGAUCGGGUAGUCAGGGACUGGGGCUCAUCCUUUGAGUGCCUCUUCCCCGCGAACGAUCAUGAGCUCAGUCCUUUCCUUGGCGGUUUCCAUGAUAUCUAUCGACUCAUGAUGAACAUCAAUGUUUACCUUCGAACAUUUCAGCCGGGCAAUUCAAUGCAGCAUGACCUUCUCAUAGGAAGACAAAACUCGAAUCAGGUACUAGCGACGUUACAAACAGAGUUCCGUAUGCUAGAAAACAACAUUCCUGCCUCAUACGACCGGGUAGACGGUGCAGCGGGAACGAGGCUUUAUAUAGCUAAGCGGAGAAUUUCUGUCCUGGCAUUGAAAAUUCACCUCUCUAAAAUCAGAGAGCCUACCAUGCUGGCAUCUGAUCUGCCCGUUCGACAAUCUGUUCAGGAAGCAUUGGAGAUCUUGAGGCACGAGGACCUCAGAGAACCAGGUAACCCGGCCUUGCGGUGGCCUCUGACUAUUCUGGCCUGCGCCACAGACAAUGAUUUGGAUUUGCAACUUGUCGUUGCGAAGAUGAAAGAAUUUGAGCUCAUACUGGAUCCAUCAAAUGCGUUCAAGCUUCGAUGCUCGUACAUAUUUCUUCAGCAAUGGGCAGAAGGUGUCAUUCAAACGGGUCUGAAAACGCCUAUGGACAUUUUUUUGCUCGAGCCUAUGUGUCCCGCGAAGCCACUUUCGGAACUCUAG
Messenger RNA from Cercospora beticola, 1434 nucleotides. Its product is annotated as Zn(II)2Cys6 transcription factor. The record is from RefSeq and is a predicted model, not a curated record. Gene Ontology annotation, cellular component: nucleus. Gene Ontology annotation, molecular function: transcription cis-regulatory region binding; zinc ion binding; DNA-binding transcription factor activity, RNA polymerase II-specific. Lineage: Eukaryota; Fungi; Ascomycota; Dothideomycetes; Mycosphaerellales; Mycosphaerellaceae. Gene Ontology annotation, biological process: positive regulation of transcription by RNA polymerase II.